UGACCCAAACCCCUGACCUUUCUGUUCCCUCCACUUUAUUACCCUAUAACUCUCCUUUUGUCAAUUGCCUUUUUAAUUCUCCACUUUCCAAAACCUCCUACUUAUUAUUUCCAAUAAUUUUCACUUUAAAAUCUUUGAGAAACCAAAGGAAGAAUUCUACACCAUUUCUAAUUUUCCAUAAAUUAAUUGCCCUUUUCAUUGCAUAUUCUUGGGCAUUAAUCUGCCGCCAUUAGAAGAGAAAAUGAAUAGAAUGAUUGAGAAAUCAAAGGAAGAAUUACAAAUGCUUGAAACUAAUCAUCCUUAUCGUUUUGAUUACCUUAAAAAUGAGCUUAAAUCAUUUAUCACUCUUCUAGAAUCUCAAUUUCUUCCUGAACCUUUGCCUACUACUUCAUCUACCACCACUCAAGCAUCAACAAGUAUGAAGAGGAAAAGGGUCAGUUUGAAAAGGAGGAAGGUGGAAAAUGGAGGAUGGGAAAAUGAUUAUAGUAAAAUUGAAUAUAAUAAUAUAAAGGUAACUAGUCAUAGAGAUAGAGUUGAUGUUGUUCUUGAAAAGGCUCAAGCUUGUUUGUGUAAGAUUCAAGAGUACAAAUGUAGUAUGGUGUUUGCUGAAUAAAAUUUCAAUAAUAUGUAGUAUGGUGUUUGUGUAAGGUUCGGAUUCGAUAGGACAAUUAUAUUUACAGAGUACUCCGUACUGAUUUUGAAUAAAACAAUUUUUUGUAACGAGUUGUAUAGGGUAUUAUGCUCAAUCUUUGUGCUACUUUGCUAGAUUGUGGCCAUGUUUGGUAAAUGACUUUUUAAUGGCUUUUUGGUUAGCUUUUGACUUUUGUCUUUUUUAGAUGGUCAAACAGCAAAAAAAUGUGUUUGGUAAUUGACUUUUUAGUCAAUGAAAAAGUAAAUGUGUUUGGUAAUUGACUUUUUAGUCAAUG
Chenopodium quinoa (quinoa) is the source of this 926-nucleotide messenger RNA. RefSeq lists its product as uncharacterized. The record is from RefSeq and is a predicted model, not a curated record. NCBI's taxonomy places the organism in Eukaryota, Viridiplantae, Streptophyta, Magnoliopsida, Caryophyllales, Amaranthaceae. Bases 242 to 613 code for a protein of 123 amino acids. The transcript has 2 exons.